AUGGCCGCGCGUCCCGGACCGCUGUGGCUCGUGGGCCUGGCCCUGUGCGCGCUGAGCGGCGGCGGCCCCGGCCCGCGCCCCCCGGCCGGCUGCCCGGCCCGCCGCCUGGGCCCGCGCGAGCGCCGCGACAUGCAGCGCGAGAUCCUGGCGGUGCUGGGGCUGCCCGGGCGGCCCCGGCCCCGCCCCCGCGCGCCGCCCGCCGCCGCCCGGCUGCCCGCGUCGGCGCCGCUCUUCAUGCUGGACCUGUACCACGCCAUGGCCGACGACGACGACGAGGACGGCGGCCCCCCGGAGCGGCCCCCGGGCCGCGCCGACCUGGUCAUGAGCUUCGUCAACAUGGUGGAGCGUGACCGCACCCUGGGCCACCAGGAGCCCCACUGGAAGGAGUUCAGCUUCGACCUGGCCCAGAUCCCGGAGGGCGAGGCGGUCACGGCCGCCGAGUUCCGGAUUUACAAGCUGGCCAGCGCCCACCUGCUCAACAGGACCCUGCACGUCAGCAUGUUCCAGGUGGUCAGGGAGCAGUCCAACAGGGAGUCUGACUUGUUCUUUUUGGAUCUUCAGACGCUCCAAGCUGGGGACGAGGGCUGGCUGGUGCUGGACGUGACAACGGCCAGUGACCGCUGGUUGUUGAGCCGGAACAAGGACCUGGGGCUCCGCCUCUAUGUGGAGACUGAAGACGGGCACAGCGUGGAUCCUGGCCUGGCCGGUCUGCUGGGGCGACGGGCGCCGCGCUCCAAGCAGCCUUUCCUGGUCACUUUUUUCAGGGCGAGCCCCAGUCCCGUCCGAGCCCCUCGGGCAGCCAGGCCCCUGAAGAGGAGGCCGCCGAAGAAAACCAAUGAGCUGCCGCACACAAACAGACUCCCAGGGAUCUUUGAUGAUGUACAUGGUGGCAAUGGCCGGCAGGUUUGCCAGCGGCAUGAGCUCUACGUCAGCUUCCAGGACCUCGGCUGGCUGGACUGGGUCAUUGCCCCCCAAGGCUACUCGGCCUAUUACUGUGAGGGAGAGUGUUCCUUCCCGCUGGACUCGUGCAUGAACGCCACCAACCACGCCAUCCUGCAGUCCCUGGUGCACCUGAUGAAGCCAGAUGUGGUCCCCAAGGCGUGCUGCGCCCCCACCAAGCUGAGCACCACCUCCGUGCUCUACUAUGACAGCAGCAACAACGUCAUCCUGCGGAAGCACCGCAACAUGGUGGUCAGGGCCUGCGGCUGCCACUGAGGCCCUGCCCCUGCCGCCAACCCCCCCCCCCCCCCGCCCUGGGUCAGGCCCCUCUCCAGAGGCAGGAAACCCUGCAAUGCCGGCAUUGCUCAGGUGGGGUGGCAGGGAGGGCCCACCCCAGCCUGCCAGGGUCUCCCCGGGCCCCUCCGCCCUUCCCCUGGGGGAUGGUAGACCGGCUGGCCCAACACACACGGACUGCACUUGGUUCCGCUCAGAAGUCCUGCCGUAGAACGUGUGCUUGGCCCCCUCCAGGCCAACGUGAGGGCCAUCUGGAGCGUGAGGCCGGCUGGCGGGACUCCGAGCGGGGAUGAGGGGUCUUCCUCUUUCCAGGGUAUGCACUCACCUUUGGAACCGUGUAUUCCUGGGCUCCGACCUUGGCCCACUAGCAGUUAGCACAUUAGAAACAGAACAAGCCAGAUGGGCCUCAUACCAAGACGGAAGCCGACAGGGAUGUUUUAUGGCAUGUGUCUUCCCCUCCUGGGGGGAAGAGCUGUGACCACCCCACCCGCCCACCCCCAGGAGCAGAUAACCUUGGGGGCGGCCAGUUCCCUCCAGCUUUUCCAUGUGAGGCUCUGCAGCGCCUCGCCCAUGGCCGACAUCAGUAAGCAGCCCAGGUGGAUUUUCCACUGAACCCGGACAGGCCUCAGAACCCUCGGCACACAACUCCAGACCCCCAGCAGCCAUUCAGAGUUGAAGUGAACUCCAGUCCCCCUUCUGCCCCACUAAGGAGCAACCAUUUCACCCACAGACGGUGCCUGGGGCCAGGGUGGGAACUGUCCGAUAGAACCCAGGGCUUAAGAACCUGUUCAUCAGUCUGCACCACCCUGUGUGCCCGGGAGCGAGACCUGUGAGCCUGACACAGGUCCCCGUCCCAGGGGAGUGACAGGCGGUAAUCAGGCUGGCCCCCGGGGGUAGGGAGGGUCCCAGAAACCGCCACAGGCCGCUGGAGCGUUUAUUUGAUUUCUGACUUGCUAAGUCCGUAAGUUACCUGCUGGCACAGAGUCCCACUGCCCGAACCCUGAAAUACUGUGUUCAAAGCAGCUUGGGGGCCCACCCCCACAUGUGCUCCAGGAUGCGCCUCUCAGCAGUCACUCGGCACCCCGAGGAGGGGCCCUGGGACAGCAGGUGGGACAGCGAGUGUGACAGCGGCCCCUCCGCAGGGACCAGGACAGGACUCUGGAGUGAGCGCAGAGGGAGAGACCCUCCCCGGGUGCAUGGAGGGUGGGCCCAGACGGUCUGCAAGGUGGGGAGUUCCCUAGUAGCCGGGGGCUUUGACCUCAGCCUGGCAGGGAUUGGAGCACAAAGUGGCUGGAGUGUCAGGAGACCUGUAUUCUGGUUCCAAGUUGGCCACUGACCUGUUUGCUGUCUGGACAAGGCCCCUUCCUGAUUGAAGCUUCAGUGAUAUGGGAACAUUCCUCCCUCGGCCUGAAACCCUGACCCUCUCCUCUCUGCCACAGCCCAGACACAGCCUGAGCCCAGCUGCUGCAGGACACGAAACCUGCCAUCUGGGGACCUUAGUUAACAGCUCUCUCCUCCCAACGUCAAGGGUAGUGGAGGUUUGGAAACUUUUGACAAAUGUAUUAGGUCUCUUCAACGCCUACCAUAUAACCUGGCAUGCUUUGGAAAGCUUGUAAAAUGAAUGUUUUAAAGGUGCAGACUGCCUUGCCCAUUGGGUGUGCCGAACAGGUACGUAAGUCUGAUCUGAAUCCCUUUCUGUGCAAUCAAGCCAAAAGUAGAGUGGUCAUGGCCUUUCUGACAGACUUCUAGAACCUCCAGCCAUCCAGGCAGCCACCAAAUGGAAACCAAACAGAAAAGGCCUUGGAGAAGAACGAUGGAUGCAACGUCAAUGAAGGGGCAGCCAUCUUGUUUACGUGGUUGCCCCAGCAGCCCAGGCUCCCUUCAAGGCUGCACAUUAGAAGCCUAAGUAAGGGUGGUCAGCUCAGGCCUGCUGACAGCAAAGGAAAUGCUGCCAGGAAGAGAGGCCACAGAGGAAUAGCCAAGUUUGGGGCCCUUAGUGUAGGGGGGCUGCUCUGUGCACCUCAUCCCCAGUGCAUCUCCACCAUCACGGCACAGCCCUGGCCUGAUGCCAGCCCAUCAGGCAAAGCCCCAUUCUUGUGUCUCUCUUUAGGGAUGUAGGUAACAUACUUCAAGAAGUGCCUAGAAUGGCACAGGAAAGGGGGCUGUGAAUAGGACAGUGUGGGUUUUGGAGCCAGGAGACCUGGCGUGGAAUCCUGGCUCUGCCUCUUGUUAAAUUGACCACAUUUUGUCACGUCUGAGUGAGAGGUUUUUCUUCCUCUGAAUGGGGUAUCUGUUCUGUCCUUGCAAGGCCAUCGUGGCAUCAGGUGCGUCCUUGAAAGCACUUGGCACUGCGUCUGCACGGUGCCGAACGAAUAGCAUCUAUCAGUGGUCUUAGUUUAAGUGAAUUGGCGUACCCGAACCUCCCCUGUUGGCCUUCCCGUUAACACCUGCUCCUCCCAGAGCAUGCCCAGGAGGUGUUGCUGUGUUUACUUUAAGGCUGCAUUUUUCCUAAAAAAUCUAAAUGUGGUCCUAUCUCUGGAGGAGGUGGAGACUUACACAAUCCCCUGCCCACAAAAGUCCCGGCCGGCAGGGACCGGCAGGGACUCAUAGUGAGCCACGCGGCCGGGUGCCUCUGCUGAGGAACCCCUCCCCAAGUCCAGCACCCACCUGCGACCUCCAGGAAGCUGAAGGGGGAGCUUUCCAGAAUUUCUCUUCUUACUGGGAAGCCUUGAGCAAGCAUUUGGCCCUUUAAAAAAAAAAGUUUUUCCUCACUGAAGAAAAUAUUACGUGUGCUCCAGGGAAAUUUUUGAAAAUAAAAAGCAGAAUACAAAUACGCAUAAUCCCAGCACACAGAGCUAAGCACUGUUAAUCCCUUCCAGCCUUUUUUCUUGACACACGUCUGUUUUUAUAUAGAAUAUAUGGCUGUUUUACAAAGUUAGGAUCAUACUCUAUGCACUACUUGAUCUGAUUUACUCAAUCUAUGGUAUAUUUAGAAAAUCUGUUAUUAAAUCUUCUUUGA
Molecule: messenger RNA, 4252 nt
Organism: Zalophus californianus (California sea lion)
Lineage: Eukaryota; Metazoa; Chordata; Mammalia; Carnivora; Otariidae
Gene: BMP8A
Product: bone morphogenetic protein 8a
Exons: 7
Coding region: 1-1215 (404 amino acids)
Biological process (GO): SMAD protein signal transduction
Cellular component (GO): extracellular region
Molecular function (GO): growth factor activity; cytokine activity
Source: RefSeq, a predicted model, not a curated record